Molecule: messenger RNA, 899 nt
Organism: Rattus norvegicus (Norway rat)
Lineage: Eukaryota; Metazoa; Chordata; Mammalia; Rodentia; Muridae
Source: RefSeq, a predicted model, not a curated record
UAAAGAUGGCGGCAGAGGAACCUCAGCAGCAGAAGCAGGAGCCGCUGGGCAGCGACUCCGAAGGUGUUAACUGUCUAGUCUAUGAUGAAGCCAUUAUGGCUCAGCAAGACCAGAUUCAACAAGAGAUUGCUGUGCAGAAUCCUCUGGUGUCAGAGCGACUGGAACUCUCAGUUCUGUAUAACGAGUAUGCUGAGGAUGACAACAUCUACCAACAGAAGAACCUCCACAAAAAGUACUCCUACAUACGGAAGACCAGGCCCGACAGGAACUGCUUCUAUCCAGCGUUCGGCUUCUCCCACUUGGAGGCACUGCUCGAUGACAGCAAGGAACUGCAGCGGUUCAAAGCCAUGUCUGCCAAGAGUAAAGAGGACCUGGUGUCCCAGGGCUUCACUGAAUUCACAAUUGAGGACUUCCACAACACAUUCAUGGACCUUAUCGAGCAGGUGGAGAAGCAGACCUCAGUAGCUGACCUGCUGGCCUCCUUCAAUGACCAGAGCACAUCACACUACCUUGUGGUCUACCUGCGACUGCUCACCUCAGGCUACCUGCAGCGGAAGAGCAAGUUCUUCGAGCAUUUCAUAGAGGGUGGCCAGACUGUUAAGGAGUUCUGCCAGCAGGAGGUGGAACCCAUGUGCAAGGAGAGCGACCACAUCCACAUCAUCGCCCUGGCCCAGGCCCUCAGUGUGUCCAUCCAGGUGGAGUACAUGGACCGCGGCGAGGGCGGCACCACCAACCCACACGUCUUCCCUGAGGGCUCUGAGCCCAAGGUCUACCUGCUCUACCGACCUGGACACUACGAUAUCCUCUACAAAUGACCGGCUGGCCUACCGUGCCCUGCCUGCCUCCCCUGCCAGGCACUAGACAUGUACAGAGGGUUUUUUCUUUUCUUUUUUUUUUUC